AUGUUACUUUUACGAAAUUUUAUCCUUAUUCUAGUCGCGACACUGGUUAGUUGCCACAUUGAACCGCUUGUUCUAGUCCAUGGGGGCGCAGACGUUGUUCAGAAUCUAAGGGUGGAGAAGCGCAAAGAAGGGGUGAAAAACGCGGCAAUGGGGGGCUAUAAGAUACUAAAAAAGGGCGGAAACGUCGUAGAUGCGGUUGAGGAAGCUGUCAGAAUUUUGGAAGAGGAUGUUAAUUUUAACGCUGGUUACGGCUCUUCGUUAAACAGCGAGGGUGAAAUUGAAAUGGAUGCAUGUAUUAUGGUCGGCUCAAAUUUGACUUCUGGGGGAGUCACUGUUGUUAAAAACGUGGCUCAUCCUAUUAGUUUGGCGCGUCUUGUUAUGGAAAAAUCGCCUCAUUUUCUCCUCGCCGGCGAAGGGGCGAAGAAAUUCGCCAAAGAGAAUAAUGUCCCUCUGAUUCCGCUGGCUUCUCUAAUGGCCGAACAUACGAAAGAAGAACUCGAGGAGUACCGAAAAAAUCAACGUAAACGAGAGUUGGAAAUUGGCGGUUGUGGCGGCGUGGGGGCUAUCGCUGUCGACGCUCAAGGGCGCGUCGCGGCGGCGUCGUCCACUGGGGGAAGACUUGCAAGGGCGCCAGGACGCUGCAGCGACAGUGCCAUUGUAGGUGCUGGACUUUACGCUGAUAAUGAUGUAGGCGCUGCAGUAGUGACAGGAACGGGUGAAAGCAUCGCCCGUUAUGUGUUGGCGCAUGAAAUAAUUAAUUUAAUGUCGAGGGGGUUUGAUGCGGGGGUUGCGACCAGAAAUGCAGUCAAAGGGAUAACGGAGAGAUUUCAUCAACCAACUGGAGCUAUCACCGUCUCCAAAAACGGUCAAGUCGGGAUCAGCUUUACGACCGAUAAGAUGGCAUGGGCCUACCAAGUGCGAGAUGACGUUCAUUACGGUCUAGACGACUACGAUCAUUUCAGCGAAAAAAUAAAACUCUAGCAUAAACAAGCAAUAAACGCGAUUUUUAUUUAUUUAUUA
Messenger RNA from Tribolium castaneum (red flour beetle), 1020 nucleotides. RefSeq names its product isoaspartyl peptidase/L-asparaginase. NCBI's taxonomy places the organism in Eukaryota, Metazoa, Arthropoda, Insecta, Coleoptera, Tenebrionidae. Gene Ontology annotation, molecular function: beta-aspartyl-peptidase activity; asparaginase activity. Gene Ontology annotation, cellular component: cytoplasm. The record is from RefSeq and is a predicted model, not a curated record. The coding region runs from base 1 to 981 and encodes 326 amino acids. The transcript has 5 exons.